UAAAAAACAAGAGAAAAUAUGGGUAUCGUCAAAACCCUUAGAAUUCAGAAAACAACAAUCCCAAACGGCGAAGGCCAGGCAAAGUAUGCGAGAUUUCCCCCAAAUCUCAGAACUCCCAUUGCCAUCGCUUCCUCUAAUAAUCUUUCUAAACUAUUUAAUUCAAAGAAAAAUUCUCUAUUAUCCGAUAUCAAGAGAUUCCGUGAUCUAAAUCGAUUCAUCAACCAUAAUGGCUGGUCAGAAGAAUAGUUAUGGAAAGCGGUCUCAUUCUCAGUCUGACUAUGAUAAUGGGGCAAAUAAAAGGGGAAAUUCUGGUGAUGAUAGAGACCAUUUUGCCAUUGAUUCACAAGAUACUGUAUUUCGCUACUUGUGUCCUGCUAAGAAGAUUGGAAGUAUAAUUGGAAGGGGAGGCGACAUUGUCAAGCAAUUAAGGAUAGACACAAAGUCAAAGAUUAGGAUUGGCGAGACAGUUCCUGGUUGUGAAGACCGUGUCGUUACUAUCUACAGCACUAGUGAUGAGACUAAUGCCUAUGAAGAUAGUGGUAAUUAUAUUUCUCCUGCUCAGGAUGCUCUGUUCAGGGUGCAUGAUAGAGUUAUUGCAGAAGACUUGCAUGAUGACGAUGACUCUGCGGGAGGUCAUCAAGUCACUGCUAGGCUUCUUGUACCAUCUGAUCAGAUAGGAUGUAUUAUUGGAAAAGGUGGACAAAUAGUUCAAAACAUUCGUAGCGAGACUGGUGCACAUAUUCGCAUUCUCAAGGAUGAACAUCUGCCAACUUGUGCAUUGAGCACAGAUGAACUAGUACAGAUUUCUGGUGAAGCUGCAGUUGUCAAAAAGGCUUUGGAUCAGAUUGCUUCUCGCCUUCAUGAGAAUCCAUCACGUUCUCAACGCUUGCUUUUUUCUGCUGCCCCCAGUGUGUACUCUGCUACUGGUUCAUUAAUAGGUCCAACUGCUGGUACACCAAUUGUUGGGAUAGCUCCACUGGCGAGUUCAUAUGGAGGAUACAAAGGUGAUGCUGGAGAUUGGUCACGCUCAUUGUACUCAGCUCCAAGAGAUGAACUUUCUUCAAAAGAAUUUUCUCUCCGCGUGGUUUGUCCAACUGGGAAUAUUGGUGGUGUAAUCGGAAAAGGUGGUGCCAUCAUCAAUCAGAUCAGACAGGAAUCUGGGGCGCUUAUCAAAGUUGAUAGUUCAACAGUUGAAGGAGAUGAUUGCUUGAUAACUAUUUCAGCCAAGGAGUUCUUUGAUGACCAAUAUUCUCCAACUAUAGAAGCAGCAUUGCGUUUGCAACCGAGAUGCAGUGAGAAAAUUGAAAGAGAUUCAGGCCUCAUUUCAUUCACUACACGCCUACUGGUGCCCACCUCAAGAAUUGGUUGUCUCCUUGGUAAAGGUGGAACAAUUGUAAAUGAGAUGAGGAAACUUACCAAGGCUAAUAUUCGCAUACUUGGCAAGGACAACCUUCCCAAGGUGGCAUCUGAAGAUGAAGAAAUGGUGCAGAUAUCUGGAGACAUUGAUGUUGCUAAAGAUGCUCUCAUACAUGUAAGUCGACGGUUAAGAGCAAAUGUUUUUGAUAGGGAAGGUCCUGUGUCUGCAUUUCUGCCUGUUCUCCCAUACUUUCCUGUCUCAGCCGAUAGUUCAGAUGGCUUAAAUUAUGAUAGCAGAGAUAGUAAAAGACAUGGACGUGGGCAUUCUUAUUCUGGUGGCUAUGGCUCUAGUGACUACGCUGCUGGUGAUAGUUAUGGUGCUUAUGGUAGUUCCCAGAUUGGUGGUAGUGGAGGUGCUUAUGGAGCUUAUGGAAACUAUUUGUCAGGACGAUCUAGUACCGCUGGGUUAUCUGGCCAGACCCCUGGUUCUGGACGCAAAAACAAUUACUAGAUUUUGAUGAUGGCUAUGUGCAGCUGAGAUCCAUGAAGCCCGAUGCCAGCCUACUACUGCCUCUUUUGAUGAAGCCUCCUGCCCAAAACUGGACGACCAGAUGUACCAGGGUUUGACAUAUUCAUGGUCCACCUUGACGAUCUCACCUAAAAGGACCAAAUCUAUUUGAAGAUCCUGAUUUUGACUAUUGAAAUUUGUCAUGUCCCUGACACAAAUUACCAAGGCUCUACAUAUUGUGCUCCUAAAAACCUUUUUAGCUCGCAUUCCUUUGUGGCUCUGUUUUUUAAUGGAACAUAACGUCAAUAGUACAAAACCAAGUUGCUUCCGUCCUUUGACAGUUGUACUAAUAGUGUCUGUUUUAUCUACAAGUCUCCACUAUAUUAAGUUUAAAUUUGGAAUUUAUAGCGGAUUUUAUCGCUUGAAAAUUUGGCUAGUUAUAAUGAAAUGCUGCAGAACUCUAAUGUUGUCUGAAUUGCAGGUUUGAUAUUCAUCUAUUGCAUCAUCAAUAAAAGGUAGUAAAUUUGUCCUUGUUAUAGUUUUUAGCUGAGUAGCAUCUCUGUGGAGGAAAAUGUAACUGGAAUAAUUGCAUUUAGACAAACAAGUUUAAUUAAUUGUGAGAACGCUUAUGUUUGUUUUAGCUAUCAACUUCAUUUGACCAUACGUUUGAUUGAAGUGCCAGAAACAUCAUAUCUUACAGCACGCCUCUUCUGGUAAUAUUAUUCAAGUUGUAGUGAUUAGAUAAGAUUUCUUCUUUUUUUGCUUUUCUAGUUAUUUAUUUUAUUGAUCGAAUUUGUGAGGUGUAAGUAUGGAGGUAUGUGGUGAAGAAUGACAGUAGAAUGCACCUGCUUCUAUUUUGAACUUCGAAGAUAUGGAGGGACACGAAGAAAAAAAAAAGGGGUGCAUUCAACCAUUUCAUCCAUAUUUACACCCCAUAAUUGCUUCCAUGUCAAUGGCCGUAUUUGUUAAUAAUUUAUUCGGUUCUCUGCAUGCUUUAAAGAACUUCUGUAUUUGCAGUAGUAUCAUCCUGAUUUGCAUUCGUAAAUUCCAUCAUCAAGUUUUUUUGUUAGUGAUGGGUUAUGUAGCAGAAGGGAGAAAAAGGAUGAAAAUUUCUAGGGUUUCUGUUGGGGAACUAUCCUGCAUUUGCCAGGUAAAGUUUGGAGGUGCUAUGUGAAACCUGAAAGGUGUGUUGCAUGUCACUUUGGUGGAUAUUCUUGAGAUUCUCUUUGAGGCUGGUCAGUUCUGUUUGGAAGGUUGAAUCUGAUUUGUUAAAUGGCACCGUGGUAGGUUAUUUGCUUGUGAUAUUUUCGCGUGAGGUGGAUGGUAGAUGAGCAUGGCUCUGAUGGAUUAUUUUUGUCUUAUGUCCAAUUUGGACAGGUUUUAUUGUCGGCUGGCGAAUCAUAUGGUUGGUAAAAUUAGCAGGUGGAGCACAAGCACUUGCUGUUUUAGCUGCCAGAAUUAACCUCCCUCCAUGCUUUAUACUUUGUAUGCCAUGCCUCUGUAUUAAAGCACAUUCUGAGACUUUUGAUGGUUCAUUAACUGAAAUAUCAAAUAUUAAUAUCUAUACUAGUUGAUGUGCUUAUGAAA
This is a messenger RNA of Hevea brasiliensis (rubber tree), 3451 nucleotides long. RefSeq names its product RNA-binding KH domain-containing protein RCF3. The record is from RefSeq and is a predicted model, not a curated record. Gene Ontology annotation, molecular function: mRNA binding. Gene Ontology annotation, biological process: regulation of gene expression. NCBI's taxonomy places the organism in Eukaryota, Viridiplantae, Streptophyta, Magnoliopsida, Malpighiales, Euphorbiaceae. Gene Ontology annotation, cellular component: nucleus; cytoplasm. The coding region runs from base 227 to 1867 and encodes 546 amino acids. The transcript is spliced from 9 exons.